Pelobates cultripes (western spadefoot toad) is the source of this 3710-nucleotide messenger RNA. The record is from the annotation of a GenBank genome assembly. Lineage: Eukaryota; Metazoa; Chordata; Amphibia; Anura; Pelobatidae.
AUGGCAUUCAGUGGAACCUACCAGCUCGAGUCACAAGAGAACUUUGAAACUUUCAUGAGAGCCAUUGGUGAGCUAUGCUAUUGCAGGAACUAGGAGCCAUAGAUUGCGAUUCUUUAUUUUCUAAGCUUGCGGUUUUCAGCUAGAAAGUGAAUGUAUAAACAAGAGUAGAUAUGAGUAAAAUAUUCUUUGAAGGUAUUCAUUUUAAGGUGCAAUGAGGAAAAACAGAGCCAAUUACUCUGUGUGUCAUGAAACAGAUGCUGUACUGCAAGUAAGCAACAGAAAACAGCACAGGUACAUAGUAUCACACCUGGUAGUAGGAUAGAUAGAUAGAUAGAUAGAUAGAUAGAUCGACCACCGACCCAACGAUCGAUAGAGACAGACAGACAGACAGACAGACAGACAGAUAGAUAGAUAGAUAGACCGACCCAACGAUCAGUAGAGAUAGAUAGAUAGAUAGAUAGACCGACCAAGCAACCCAACGAUUGAUAGAGACAGACAGACAGACAGACAGAUAGAUAGAUAGAUAGAUAGAUAGAUAGACAGACCGACACAACGAUCAAUAGAGAUAGAUAGAUAGAUAGAUAGAUAGACCAACCGACCCAACGAUCGAUAGAGACAGACAGACAGAUAGAUAGAUAGAUAGAUAGACCACCAACCCAACGAUCGAUAGAGACAGACAGACAGACAGACAGAUAGAUAGAUAGAUAGAUAGACCGACCCAACGAUCAGUAGAGAUAGAUAGAUAGAUAGAUAGAUAGACCGACCAAGCAACCCAACGAUUGAUAGAGACAGACAGACAGAUAGAUAGAUAGAUAGAUAGAUAGAUAGAUAGACAGACCGACACAAUGAUCAAUAGAGAUAGAUAGAUAGAUAGAUAGAUAGACCAACCGACCCAACGAUCGAUAGAGACAGACAGACAGAUAGAUAGAUAGAUAGAUAGAUAGGGGGCUCCAGUCUGAAUUUAUUUGAUGUGAGAGUGAUCCAUUACAAAGGUGAUCUAAGUAAAUAUUUUGCUCAUUUCUAUAGAUUUUCUUUGGCUUAUUUUUUAUUUAUUUUUCUACUUUUUUUUUUCCAUGGGGUUGAUAAAGUUCACUGGUUAUGAAAAUUAAUCUUUCCCAUAUGGUAUUAUUUUUUAUAUCUUGCAGUUUGUGGCAAAUCAGAACAUUCAGAAUAAUAAAGGGAUUGCAUGGAAUAACUCCCAAAAUAGGCUCCACAGGGAACUGGAAUAAAUUGACUGAUUUUUUUAAAAUUAUUAUUGUAUUGUUUUACUUUAACAUCAUUUUUUACUUCAGUUUGAUAUAUCAAAAUUAUCAAAUUUUAAACUCAAGAUCUAUCUACUGUCUAGCUGAGUACCUUGUAUAAAGAUCUUUAAUAGAUCUCAGCUCCAGACUCUUUACCUUUUGUAUUGAUCACUGUAUUUGUACAGUAUUGUUCUCUCAGUUGUACAGCAUUGCGGAGAUUGCUUGUGAUAUGUAAAUGUCAGUAAUCAUAAGAAUAAUACUAAUAAUGUCCAAACUUGUCCCUAAAUAUGGCUUAUGUAAGGAAUUUAGUAGAAAUUCACUUGCAAAUCGGCUACCGAUGAACAAACAUUUUACAAGUCUUACAGAAAUUCGCUAUGUUUAUUUGAAAAAUCCAAACUGCUGCUAUGUAUGUUUUAAGGAUACAAUGUAAAUGUGCACGCAGUUUGCCUUACCAGUUCCGCUUUCUAUACCUACAGCUGACAAUCUGGCAACAAAUUCAAAGCUCUUUACUCCACUAUUAAAUGAAUACAUGCAUAAGUUAAAGUACUGCUAUUAUAAAAGGCCAUUUAGUGUAAAAAAACAAAAAAAAAAAUCAACCAUAAUUAUAUCUAAUUCGAAGCAUUAGAUAUAAUCCAAAUCAUAUUAUUUGAUUAAGAAAAUUGUAAUAUUUUGUUGUUGCAGUUAUGUGGUCUAAUACAAUUUGUGUUUUGUUUCUCCAGGUCUACCCGAAGAACUGAUAGAGAAGGGGAAGCAUGCUAAGAGUGUCACGGAAGUUGUGCAGAAUGGAAACCAUUUUAUUUUCACUGUGACUACGGGACCUAGGGUUCAACGUAGUGAGUUUACCAUAGGUGAAGAGGCAGAGUUUGACUCAAUAAAAGGAGGGAAGGUCAAGGUAUGACAAUACAUAUACAGCCCAGAAUAAAAUUUAUAACCACACCUCACCCUUGCAAAAAUAGUUGUAUAUAGUCUGGUUCACCAAAUUCCAUACGUGGUGUCCAGAUUCUUACAGUAACAGCCCGUAAAACGAGUCCUAUCCCCACGUUUAUCGCCAGUGGACUGGUGGGUUUUCUUGGUGGGGUCUCUUUUGUGCCCUACAUAGUCAAAGAUGAUAUUACAUGACAAUCAGAGGUACCCCUUAUAAAGAGGACUGUUCUGAUCUAAGACACAAACAAUACCUAGACCGCUUUUUAUAAUAUGAUGUCAUUCUUAUCUCUGAAACUGUUGGUCACCAACUCACAGCUUGUCCCCUGCCCGGUCAACCAGAUCAGGCUCUCUUUGCCAACAGCUCCUAACCCUCACAGUUCUCACUGGUUCACUUGAGCUCUAAUCUGUACAUCAUCCAUAAAUACACUCUCCAUAUUUCAGCACUAUGUAAAAAACAUCACAAUUAAAUGAGCCCAAUCCAGAAAUAUUUGAGUGUCAGACUGACGUUCACAAUGGCUAUCAAGGGAAAUUUUCCCCUGAUUUCUAUAGUUAGUUUUUUUACUGUUUUUCCCCCUAUAUUAGGGUUAAUGGAAUUUACUGGUGAUAUGCUGGCAAUGAAACUGAACCUUUCAUUUCUUGUUUUUCUGUCUUGUAGGCUGUUGUUAAUCGGGAAGGGAACAAGCUGAUUACAAAACUUGAAGACAUCACCACUGUCACGGAGUUUGAUGGAGAUAAACUAAUUAAUGUAAGAUUAUAUAUUUUUAGUAUUAUUUCUAAGCAGCCGAGAAUAGAAUGUAUCUGUGUAAUAUAUGUAUUUAGAAUGUAUCUAUAGUUCUCUACAAUUCAAGCGGCGAUGACACCGACCUGUUUUGGAGCCAAGACUCAAUAACUUGCACAAAUAGUUUUUCUUGUUAACAGUGAAUGCAAUGACACAAGCACACACAUUUCCCAUGUACCGGUAUAUAUAUUUUUUCUCAAUAACCUCUAUUAGAAAGCAGCAAACAUGGAUGUUUGGGUAAUGUACAGCAUCCUAGCUUGCCUCUCUUCCUUUUGUAAGCGGAGAACAAAGAGGGUGGAUUACCUUGGCUAGGGUAUGAAAAAGUACCAGUUUCUGGUACUUAAGCACUCUUAAUGACUAAUACAAUACAUUGACAUUUCGUAAACCCUGAGGGCGGGUUAUACACUAAAAAGUCAGGGAUGGUAAAUUAUCAAACAAAUUGCAAAUUUCUGCAAUGAUUUCCAUGUGGGAAAAAUCACCAAAUCCUCUGUUAUUUCUCUAUUAUUUUUAACAGUUACCCCAACAGUUACCCCAACGUCCAUAACCACUUUGCUUUUUGAAGUGGUCAUGGAGGAAGGAAACUGUCUGUGCAGUGUUUCAGAUUGAAACAUUGCACAACCAGAGUUAAUCUACCCUGGAACGGGAUUUAAGGUGAGUAAAAUGCAUGAAAUUCCUUUCUUGGAGCAUUUGAGAGGGAGACCUAAAGAAUAAUGCCAAAUAGGGCAUUAUUUGUUUUUUUGUUUUUAAAGUUAGAAGAGUUGGAGUAA